Messenger RNA from Cydia strobilella, 3269 nucleotides. RefSeq lists its product as uncharacterized. Lineage: Eukaryota; Metazoa; Arthropoda; Insecta; Lepidoptera; Tortricidae. The record is from RefSeq and is a predicted model, not a curated record. The transcript has 23 exons. Bases 1 to 3261 code for a protein of 1086 amino acids.
AUGGCAGGUUCUGCAUCUGGUACUGGUGCAUCGGUUCUAACGGACAUCCGGUCCAUGAUCGACCUAGCAAUCGGCACGCCGGAGAUGGGUGUGGUGGACUUCUGCAUGCUGCACACCGUGCUGCACUGUCUGGCGCAGCAGCUGAACGCCCUGGACAAGCCUGUGGAGUUGCUGGGCGGCGCCACGCCACAAGCCAUGCCCACCGGCAGGGAAAUUCAGACCGUUGCCAUCACCGAGUAUAUCGUCGAGACCGCCGUCGCCACUGCGCUAAAAAACCGCAGGGACUCCCCCGGAGCCCUGCGCAGCCCGCUACGGUGGAGGCAGCAAGCGCGCAUAGCGCCUGGCUCUGCCCCCAGCCCGUCGUCGGCGGAGUGGAUGCGCGUUAGGGUCGUUCUCACGCGCACGCUCCGCUGCGACAUAAUUUCGUCGGUGAAGGAGGCCAUCGCCUUCCAUGCCUCCUCGCUGUCUAGCAUGGACUUAAUGGCUCGCCAACGAAAGGUCUGCUCCUACUGUUGUUUGAAGGAUGGUCCGCUGGGGCCCCCAUGCAGGGCAUUCUUCGAGAGUAUGACGCGCCGUGUCUACCGGUGCGCCACACUCAUGGCACAUGGGGGAUUCCUCCCUCUCUAUGCGGCGCAGGCAGGACUGGGCCCCGUUAUAGCCAGUCGAACCCUACAUUCCAUAACGUGGGCCCCAGGACAGAACCCUGAGGGACCCCCAGUUCAACUGGUCGCCGAUGAAGCUGACAAUUUCCGUCUUCCCACGUUACGUAACGAUCUUCCAGAUAGUUGUUCAACAGUCGCUGCAGAUAGGACCGCGUUGGACCCCACCCGCCUUGACCAGGUUGAGAGCGCAGCCCCCAAUCCUGGCUACAACCGCUGUGGCACUUUCGCUUGUAGCAGAAUCGUCCAGAUCCAUUAUACGCACGGUGGCGCACUUGGUGACACUCGCACUGGCGCCGCAACAAACUGCACCUUCGGGGCGCUCGUCUCCGUCGGGCCCUCGGAAUCAUCCAUUUCAGCGUCCGAUUCUCGGGGGGAGAAGAAUUCUCCCCCACUGGGCAAGUCAUUGCUGUCCACCUUUGUGGGGGAGAAGAACUCCUCCCUCCCAGCACCCCUUACCUCUUCGAGUCCCACCGGGCUGAAGGCGAUGCCCGAUCGACCAGCAGCGCCGCCCGCCGGCCGGAAAACCAGAAGCAAAGCUACUUCGGAAGGUCAAGAGGAAGGUCUGCUUGAAGAAGAUGGAGGGCAUGAAGAAGUUGUGAAUGGGGUAGAAGGCAGGCAAAGGCAGGGCAGAGAGCCCCGGCGAAUGACGUCAUCGGAGAAACUGUCUUUGGUAACAUUGAGCAAGUUCAACCUGCUGGAGAACGUUGUUCAAGACCUCAAGGAUCGCGUUUAUGGUAGUAUGCCAAAGAACGAGCAGAUAUUAGAGGAAGUCAGAUCUCAAACAAACAUGAAGGCAAUUACUGACAUGUGGACCAAUUUGAACGUGUCGUCCCGACUGGAAGCUGCCGAGACGGGGCUCGCCAAGCUCAGCUCCCUGGUUGAAGACCUGAUAAAGGAAGGCGGCCCGAGACCAGGAGCAAUAAGUGCGGCGUUAGAGACGGCGCUAGAGACGUCGCCAGCGACGGGGCCAGCGACGGCUACAGCAUCGCCCACGACGCUCGCUACCCCGCUAACUGAACAAUUGCAAGAUGGACAAAUUGGGUCAUCGGGGCCUCCUUACCCAUGGGAUACCCUGGCCGCUGAGACGGCCCAAAACAGGGACAUGAUGCUGCACCAAUUGAAUCGCCUGCGCGCCGACAUUGACCUCCUAAACAAAACCUUCUAUGAGGCCAUGCAAAGCCUCCAGAGCAAAUUAGAUCUAAAGGAACAAAUCCCACUGCCGCCACCGCCUCAGCCUGCCCCAAUAGAAGAGCUUCUUCCCCCGCGUCCUUUGCCCGCGCCAUUAUCAUCACCAGAACGACCACCAACCACCACGGAUGCCCACAGUGCGCCAGCGUCGCGUGGGUCGACGGGAAUAUCCGCGGCCCUCACAGACCGGCUGGCGCAGCUCGAGCGUCGCAUCAAGGAGUGCUGCGAGAGCAUGGGCAAGGACAAGGGAACCGUCCAGGAUCAGUUGAGUAAUUUCCAAGACCAACUUGAUCACCUUAUGCGUCAAGUUGGAGCUCUCCAUGAAGACUUCGGCGUACUCAAGCUGUCACCUAAUUUGGCUAAAGAUUUGGAAGGUCUGUUGGAGCUGUACCAGACCGUGCAGGACAUGCAGGAGCAGUUACACCAGGUCAACGAGGUGGCGCGCCAGCUGGCCGGCGAGAAGGAUGACCGACAUCAACAUAUUAAAGCACUUCUGGAACAAAUUGAAAUCCUUAAAACAAUCAAAAUGGACCGAGAAGACAUGGCGGAAGCGAUGGCUGAGAAAGCGGACCUGCGCAUGUUGGCGCGGAAGGUUUCUCACGACCAGUUUGACAUGGCUUGUGACGACCUCUCCAGAGGACUGGAACACGCCCUCGGAAAGCUUAACACACAGGAAGCACUGUGGCAGCAGGUGUUGGACGACGUGCAGCGCGAGAUAGAGAGCAAGCUGGACAAAAUGGAGCUAUCCCCACUAAAGGAAUUCUUCGAAACCAAGUUGCGGUUAUUGCAAGACAACCUGAAGCAAAUGGCGUCGCUACGUCGAAAUGUCGAGGCAGCGGGCACCAAGAGGCGAUUGCUAAGAGAGGUGAACUGCAUAUCCUGCGACGCGGAUGCCGUGAUGCCAUUAGAGAACACCUCUGCGGUACCAAGCAAGCCUUUGCCUGCCCAUCUAUCUAUGAAGCCGUACCUCAGCUACGAACUAGAUACCAUUCGCAAGACACAGGCAAGCAACCUACCGCAGCGUAACCUGCACGACUGGGAGACCAUAGAAAAGCAAAAGGCUCCCAAAGCACCCGUAAAAGUUAGAUCGGAUACGGACAAGCACAUUUGCAACCGUUACUGCGGCGGGUCGCACACUACGACCACUCCGGCGCAGCGCGUGGCGCGCACCGGCCACUUCAUCAAGCAGUGGGGGCCGGACGUGGUGCCGCUCUCGAGCGGCCUGGCAGCCGGCGACGACGGCAGGUUGUACAAAGUUACCACCACGGAGCACGCUAACGUUGGUCCAGGUGGAUCAGUGGACCCGAAUUGCACGAAAAAGCCGAAGUCGCCGGAACCUUCCAAGACGCUGCCGAAAGCGCCAGUCAUAAUUCUAAACAAGGAAUGCCGUUGCCUGGACGGGGGCGCUUAACCUCUUAU